Molecule: messenger RNA, 2013 nt
Organism: Pisolithus orientalis
Lineage: Eukaryota; Fungi; Basidiomycota; Agaricomycetes; Boletales; Pisolithaceae
Exons: 11
Coding region: 1-2013 (670 amino acids)
Source: RefSeq, a predicted model, not a curated record
AUGCUGGCAAACCAAAUCAACACAUUGCUUGAAAUCUGGGCUGCAUCGUUGCUUGAGUUAGGCAGCAACCCACUAUUUACCAACCACAUGGAUCUCUAUUAUGUAAUAGACAGCAUGUCUGUUGGUGCAGUCAAGUGGGAAAACUUCAAAAUCACUUACAAGUGCAAGUGGGACAGACAGGAUGAACUGGAUGAGCAGGACAAAGUGAUUGAACUGGGUGGUCCAGGUGGUCAGGAUGGUCAAGAUGGCCAGGAUGAACCUGAGGCCCCUUGGAUGUUUGACAUCUAUGAUUACAAUGCCACAAGUGACCAGAGGCAUUGGGAGGAUUUUAUGUCAGGUGACUGGGCCUGGGACGAAGUGGCAGAGCAACAUUGGUUCCCAUCAUCUUUGGCAGUGACAAGACCACUGUUUUCUGUUGCAACUAGGCAAAUGGAUUACUACCCACUCUAUCUUUCCAUUGGAAAUGUGUGCAACACUGCUCGUCAUGCACACUGUGAUGCAGUAGUGCUCAUUGGAUUUCUUGCAAUGCCAAAGAUGACUAGGGAGCAUGCUAAUACACAAGUGUUCCAUAAAUUCAAGAAGCAGCUCUUUCAUUCAUUGCUGGCAAGUGUUCUUCAGUCACUUGUUUACAUAGCUGACUAUGAAGAGCAGGUCCUCUUGUUGUGUAUUGUGUGUGAAUGGUGUCUGAAAUGUCUCACACAUUGGGAGAAUCUUGACAAAGAUGCACUCUGGCAUCACCAUGAGCACACUGAAUUGAUCAUCAGGGAGUUGGGCCCUCUGACACUUUGGGAUGAAUAUGGCAUUGAUGGAGAUAUAGUGUGGGUUUCCAAUGCAGACAUCCAGAUUUUGCUGGACAUUCUCCAUCAACUCAUCAAGGGUGGAUUCAAAGAUCAUCUGGUUGACUGGGUGGAAAGGUAUCUCACCCAUACUCAUGGAAGGAGUGCCACAGAAAAAAUACUGGAUGAUAUUGAUCAAAGGAUUGCAGCUAUCGCCCUGUUCACUGGACUGCAAUGUUUCCCUCAAGGCCAACACUUUAAACAAUGGACUGGCGAUGACUCCAAAGGCCUCAUGAAGGUAUAUAUUGCAGCCAUUGAAGGCUAUGUCCUGCAGGAUGUUGUCUGCAUGUUUUGUGCCUUUCUCAAGUUUUGUUACCUUGAUGCACUUGCACACUUCCACUCGUAUCGUGAAGUCUUCCAGAAUGCUCAAGUAGUUGCUACAUUUUCAUUACCCUGGCAACAUGCUAUGAAGCAUUAUCCCUAUCUUAUAUGCCAGUUCAGCAUGCUGAAUGGGCUCUGUUCAUUGAUUACUGAGACCAAACAUAUCAAAGCAGUCAAGUGGCCUUAUUGGUGUACUAACUGCUUUCAGGCUCUCAGACUGAUGCUUGUGAUCAACCAGAGGCUUGACAAAUUUGCUGUGGCAUGUGCAGACUUUGAAAAGUGUGGCAUGUUGAGAGGGACUUGCCUGUCACAUGACUGCAAAGACAGUGCUGAUGAACCCACAGCAAGUUUCGAAGAAGACCCAGGUGAUAUGGAUGACUCUCCUAUGUCAGUUGAGGCCCAUGUAUUGUUGGCCCAUACCUACUCAACUGAACUUAACAUACCCCAGCUCCUCAGUAUCUUGUGCUGCUUCCUUCAAUCACAGCUUCAGCAAGACGACUGUGAUCUGGAAGAUGUCCCCUUGGACGAAUGUCCCUUUUAUGAUGGAUGUAUCCAUGUCUACAACUCUGCAUCCUUGACAUUCUAUGCAUCCAGUGACAUGAGUGGCCUCCACAGCAUGUGUUGCAAACACAUAUGUUGUUCCCCUAUGUGGAGGAAUGAAGGCCCCCAUUAUGACUGUGUUUUCAUUGUGACUAAUCCUCAUGUAGAGGGCAUGCUUGGGCUGGAUGUUGCUCGCAUCCUGUGUUUUUUUUUUUCUUUUAAGUACCCAGGCACAGAGCAUCCUUGUGCGAUCAUAUGUUGGUUUGACUGUAUAGGAGAUGGCCCAGAUACCUGCACAGGAAUGUGGAUAGGAUAG